AGGGUAAACAAGACCCGGGGCGGCGGCGGCGGCGGCUCCUCUCCCCGACUGCGGCGGCGGGAAAACGGCGGGAAGAGGGCGGGAAGGGAAGGGAGCGGUGCGGUGCGGUCCAGUCCAGUCGCCGGGUGGUGAGCGAGCGGGAGGCCGGCGGUCGGUAGGCCCUCCCCCCGAGCCGCGGGGUUGGGUUGCAGCCAUGGAGCCGGAGCGCAGUCUGUUCUCGCUGCGGGUCAGCGUCCACUCGGACCAGGGCGGCAGGAAGUACAUGGAGGACGUGACCCAAGUGGUGCUGGAGCCCGAGGCCGAGGGCGAAGGAGAAGCCGCCGCCGCCGCCGCCGCCACCGGCACCGGCGGGGCCUGGGAGCGCGGGCCGCCCGAGCCUCGGGCCGGGGUGGCCUUCUUCGCCGUGUUUGACGGCCACGGGGGCCGGGAGGCGGCCGUGUUCGCCCGCGACAACCUGUGGAAAUGCAUCAAGAAGCAGCGCGGCUUCCUGUCCGAGGACCCGCAGGAAUUCAGCGGCGCCAUCCGCAAAGGCUUCAUCGCCUGUCACUACGCCAUGUGGAAAGAGCUUCCCGAGUGGCCGAAGACACUGACGGGGCUGCCCAGCACGUCGGGCACUACCGCCAGCGUGGUCAUCAUCUGCCGGGACAAGAUGUACGUGGCCCACGUGGGGGACUCUGGCGUGGUGAUCGGUGUGCAGGACGACCCCGCUGGCGUCCAGGCCGUGGAGGUGACCCAGGAUCACAAGCCCGAGCUGCCGAAGGAAAAGGAACGGAUCGAGGGGCUCGGGGGGAGUGUCAUUAACAAGUCGGGAGUGAACCGUGUGGUGUGGAAGAGACCGCGACUCACCCACAACGGCCCGGUCCGCAGAAGCACCGUCAUCGACCAGAUCCCUUUCCUGGCAGUGGCCAGAGCUCUGGGUGACCUGUGGAGUUACGACUUCUACAGCGGAGAGUUUGUGGUCUCGCCGGUCCCUGACACCAGCGUCCACACCAUCAACUACCGUCACCAGAAGUACAUCAUCCUAGGCAGCGACGGCCUGUGGAACAUGAUCCCGGCUCAGGACGCAGUUACCAUGUGCCGGGAUAGCGAGGACAGGAAACGGUUAAUGGAGGAGCCAGGCCCCACGGCCGCUAAGCUGCUGGUGUUCCGCGCGCUGGGCCGUUGGCGGCAGAGGAUGCUGCGCGCGGACAACACCAGCGCCAUCGUGAUCUGCAUCGAGCCGCCCGCGGGGACGAGUGACCGUCCCUGCGGGGAGGAGCUGCACCUGGAGCUGACGGACGGCCCCCUUCACAACAUCAAGGAGUCCUGCCUCCCCUCGCUCUCGCCGGACGCCACCCCUCCGCUGAAGAUGCCGGAGGACGCGUCGCUGCGCUGGUUCUGCUCCGACUUUGUCCCUUCCCUCUCGCGGAAGGACGUCUUCUCCGAGAGGAGCGCGGGGAGGCCCGGGUCUGAGGCUCCGGCCACAGCCACCGAGCUGAAGGAGCUGGAGGAGACGACGGAGAACUGCGAGCGAGCGCUGGCGGCCCGGAUGAGCGACCUGACCACGAGCCUGUCCCUGGGGGGCUCAGGGAGGAGGGGCUUGUUGAGGCUGUGCUGCGUCCGCCAGUUGAGAUCCGACUUCCAGCCGGCCGGAGAGAGGAGCCAGCCGGGCGCCUUUAAGAGGACGUUGGAGGAACUGAAUAGGAGCAACCCGGGCUCGUCCACCAAGAGACUGAAACGCAGCCCCGGGCGCUCGGGGGCAGCGCCCGCCAGCCCCACCGUGGCUUCCAGGCGGAGGAACUCCAACCAGCAAGUGCCUCGCCGCAGCCUGCGGGGGCAGAAGAGGCUGGGCAACAACGCCUUGCUGAACCAGCACCGCAAAACCAUCUGCGUUUGCUGAAGGGACUUUUUUUUCCCGACUUUCCUUCCUCUCCGCUCAUAAUUAUUAUUAUUAUUAAUAUUUUCAGGAUUGUGUAAAAACUUCACCAUCAGCGCUGUGCGGGAUUUUAUUGAUGUCUUAAGGGUUCUCUUUUUGUAAAAUAGGCGACAUCUUUUGCACCGUCUUGCCCGUCUGUUUUUAAGUUGUGUGGCCUCGAGGGAAGUGUAGAGUACUUUUAUGUCCGUUUUAGGUAGCGUCGCUCUCAAAUCAACCAUCCCCCCCACUCCCCCCGAAUCUCUCCCAUUCUGGGUCAGAAUGGAGAGAGGGCUGAGGGCCUGAUUUUGGUGGCUGGGGGGAGGUGGGGGGGGGGGGGAAGAAUCAUUCCUGAGAGAUUUGACGCUGGGCGACGAGGCAUUUCAAGCAGUUUUUGUUUUUAAAUCCCUGCAGAUUCUGCUGCAACUCUGUACAGUUCUCUGUCUGGUUGUGGGGACGUUUGGCCAGUUAGUAACCGACUCCCCGCCACGUCCCCAAUGUGUGUCCAGUGACCUUGUUGUAUCCGUUGGGUGUAAAAUUUAUAGCUUUGACGCAGCGUAACUUUGUGGUCAGUUAUCUGAACGAGUGAGUCUUGGAGAGACGGCUUUUAGCCCCAGGUGUCUGUCACUGCGAGUGGAUUUGUCUUGUCAGCGUAUUGUGGGAUGUUACCCCUCUCCCUUCCUGCUUGGACAGGGAGAGCUGUUAUACAGGUUGUCCCUGGCCACAGCUGGAGCUGCUGGAUUGAGCCGAUGCUGAGUUUGAUUGAAUAUCUUCCCCCUCGGGUUUCGGAGGCAGGACAGUGGCAUUGGCUCCCUGUGGGGCUGCGCAUGGUGGGGUAAGGACUUUAAACCUGACGUCCAGGUUCCCCUCACCCCUACCCAGCACCUGCUGUUCCACAAAGCGCAUCGAUCCAUUGAGCCACCAGAGGCACUGAGAUUCAAACCCUCCCAAAAACAAUCAGUGAGCAUUUAAGCACGUGAGAUUUUUAUAUCCCAACAUUUUAUACCCUACACUGCUACUGUUUAACCAGGAAUUCAAAGCAUAUCAAUGUCUCUGAAUUGAUGGGAGCGCAGAGCGAGAGCUCAGAAACACAUUUCUCUGCCCGCCCCUGUCUGUCCGUGUCUUGAAUUGCUCGUGACAGAAGAGUUGAAUAGCCACUGCCCGGUCUCAAAACCAGAUGAGAAUUGCCGUCCUUUGCUUCUCGCUCGCCAAUCUGACACCUUGAGGGUGGGGCAGCAAAUCACAGUUGGAAAGGCUACAGAAGUAUUUGAUAUCCGUUGGUUAGUCCCGUGCUGCGACCCUGUCCCCCUCUGGUUGGUUGCCUGGGGAGUGGGGAGGCCGACGGGACAAUAAUCCGUGCCCGACGCCGGGGUGGCGCAGGGAAAUCUGAGGCGAGGGAAUCCGUGCUGCGGCCCCGCCUGAGUGCAAACUUUUCAGGUGUAACGUCUCGAACUUUGUGGCUGGAUCUGAAUCUUGUGAAGGGAUUGUACUCCUCGUCCCGGCCAACGAUGGUGCUGCUACAUCUUAAACAGGGGGGAGUUUUACUAUCUUUUGUACUAUAAUUGUAUCUCGAAAGCUCUGGUGCAAGUAUUAACCUCUUGUGUUUUACUUUAUUACCUUCCCCCUCCCCACCCCACCACCCCUCCCUACUCCAUUUACCGGAUACAAAUAAAGAAAUGGCUUGUUACUGUAAUUUGAAA
Molecule: messenger RNA, 3591 nt
Organism: Callorhinchus milii (elephant shark)
Lineage: Eukaryota; Metazoa; Chordata; Chondrichthyes; Chimaeriformes; Callorhinchidae
Gene: ppm1da
Product: protein phosphatase, Mg2+/Mn2+ dependent, 1Da
Exons: 6
Coding region: 194-1879 (561 amino acids)
Biological process (GO): protein dephosphorylation
Cellular component (GO): nucleus; cytosol
Molecular function (GO): protein serine/threonine phosphatase activity; mitogen-activated protein kinase binding; cation binding
Source: RefSeq, a predicted model, not a curated record